Molecule: messenger RNA, 1502 nt
Organism: Portunus trituberculatus (swimming crab)
Lineage: Eukaryota; Metazoa; Arthropoda; Malacostraca; Decapoda; Portunidae
Product: venom protease-like
Exons: 8
Coding region: 16-1128 (370 amino acids)
Biological process (GO): proteolysis
Molecular function (GO): serine-type endopeptidase activity
Source: RefSeq, a predicted model, not a curated record
GCACCUUGCAGCUGCAUGCAGACAGUGCUGUGCGUUAUAUUCCCUGGUGAGGACGUCAGGGUCACCUCCGCAGCGCCUGCAGUGAUCAACCCUUCUGACAACCGCAACACUGCUCUUGAGGAUGAUAGGAUAUAUUUUCCGGAUGUUAUAAUUACCCGACCCCCUGCUAUCACCUCAACCACCACCACUACCACCACCCCCACCACCACCACUGCUACCACUACCACCACCACAAGGCCUUCAGGGGACGGGCUUCAACCCGUUCGCAGCCCUAAUCCCAGCCCUCGUCCUAGCCACAGCCCAGUUUCCAGCCACAACCAGAGCGUGCCAUCGAGUGUUCCUUCCUCCAUCAUUCCUAGCGAGUGCGGCAAAUCGAUGUUUGACUCUCGGGUCGUUGGAGGAACAGUCACAGAGCCUGGGGAAUGGCCGUGGUUGGCAGCGCUGGGCCGGAUGAGCAGAGGAAGAUUUUCUAAUUUAUGUGGCGGCUCUCUCUUCACUGUUCGCCACGUCCUGAGUGCUGAACACUGCUUCAUUAGUCUUUUCGUCCCGAACAUAGUGAGAUUGGGAGAAUAUGACGUGACUCGCUUUGAUGAAGUGCCGGGCACCCAGGACUUCGGCAUCCUGGAGCGUCACAACAAGCAGUACAAAUCACAGACGUAUGAGAAUGACAUUGUCAUUAUCGUCUUGGAUCGCGAUGUUGUCUUUACAGAUUACAUUCGACCGGUGUGUCUUCCAUUUAACGAGCGAGGGAACAAUUUUGCAAACGAGAAACUGAUAAUAGUUGGCUGGGGGAAGACUGACUAUGAGACCUCCAGCUACACAGACGUGCCCUUUGAUGCCAUUGUGCCGGUGGUGGACAGAGAGCAGUGUGCCCAGAGUUACAAGCGAGCAGGGAACAGACGUGUCAAACCUGUGGUGGACGAGAGACAUCUGUGUGCUGGUAACGGGACGAAGGACUCCUGCAGUGGUGACAGCGGCGGCCCUCUGCACCACGUGUCCCUUAACGACGGCCGGUUCUACAUUGUUGGAAUAGUGUCCUUCGGCUUCGAGUGUGCCAGUGCUGAUUACCCCGGGGUGUACACGCGGGUCACCACCUUCCUGGACUGGAUCAUGGAAGUCGUGCAGUAAGAAGAAGCCACAGAAAAAAAUAUUGCUAACCUAAUUACCAUACUCCGGUUUCCCUUAGCGUGUGUGAGCGAGAAAUGUCUUACUGUUGUCAAAUGAACCGCGUCUUAUCAUGUAGAACUUUUGGAACAUUAAUGUGCAAGUAAACAUGUAUAGAACGAUCCGUUAAUAUGACAUGAAAACACAAGAAAAAAAGGGAAGCUGCAAGAAGCCAUCAACCAUACACAUGACAUUUUUCACUCCAUGAUCCUCAUAACUAAAUGUGCCGAGUAUUGUUUUAAAGCUCCCUAAUGACACCGCUAACAACCUCCUUAUUGAGCCACUCUUUGAAACCCAGAUGAAGAUGAUUAAUGAUUAUGAAUAAAGCUAUCCCCGUA